Molecule: messenger RNA, 1689 nt
Organism: Puccinia triticina
Lineage: Eukaryota; Fungi; Basidiomycota; Pucciniomycetes; Pucciniales; Pucciniaceae
Exons: 6
Coding region: 1-1689 (562 amino acids)
Biological process (GO): protein folding
Cellular component (GO): chaperonin-containing T-complex
Molecular function (GO): ATP-dependent protein folding chaperone; ATP binding; ATP hydrolysis activity
Source: RefSeq, a predicted model, not a curated record
AUGGCCGGCCGACCCCAACUACCCAAUGUCCAACCCCAAAUCAUCUUGCUACGCGAAGGUACCGAUACCUCUCAAGGCACACCCCAAUUACUCUCGAACAUCAAUGCCUGUCUCGCCGUCGCCCAAACUGUCGCCUCAACUCUUGGGCCCAGAGGGAUGGACAAGCUGAUCGUCGCUACCAAUGGUGACGCAACGAUUUCAAACGAUGGGGCAACAAUCAUGAAACUGUUGCAAGUCGUCCAUCCGGCCGCCAAGACCCUGGUAGAUAUCGCAAGGGCACAGGACGCCGAAGUGGGCGACGGAACAACCAGUGUGGUCUUACUCUGUGCUGAGCUUUUGAAGCAAUGUAAACCCUAUAUCGAAGAAGGUGUUAGUCCUCACAUCAUCAUCAAAGGAUACCGUAAAGCUUGCGAAAUGGCAGUUGCCAAGGUCAAGGAACUGGCAAUCACAGUCGACAAAUCAGACGAAACAAAAUUCAGAGAACUACUGAUUAAAUGUGCCUCGACCUCGAUGUCCUCCAAGCUAAUCCACCACCACAAGCCAUUCUUCUCAAACAUGGUCGUCGAUGCAGUGAUGACCCUAGACCAGAACGAUCUGGACGAAUCGUUGAUUGGCAUCAAGAAGAUCCCCGGUGGGGGGAUGGAGGACAGUUUGUUGAUCAAAGGUGUCGCCUUCAAAAAGGCUUUCUCUUAUGCUGGUUUUGAGCAGCAACCCAAGAGCUUCCAAUCCCCCAAGCUGCUAUGUUUGAACGUCGAACUCGAACUUAAGGCGGAGAGGGAUAAUGCUGAAGUUAGGAUUGAGAAAGUCGAGGACUACCAACGGGUAGUUGACGCCGAAUGGGAGAUCAUCUUUCGAAAACUAGAAAGCAUCGUUGCAACGGGGGCUCAAAUAGUUCUCUCGCGAUUGCCGAUCGGCGAUCUAGCAACCCAAUACUUUGCCGACCGAAACAUUUUCUGUGCGGGGCGGAUUCCGACAGACGAUCUGAAAAGGGUAGUCCAAGCGGUUGGAGGCUCGAUCCAAUCGACCACCACCGAUAUCCACGACUCUCACCUAGGCUCGUGUGAGAGCUUCGAAGAGCGCCAGAUCGGUGCCGAGCGGUAUAACGUUUUCCAGGGCGGGAAGCAUUCCAAGGCGUGCACUUUGAUCCUCCGAGGUGGAGCUGAGCAGUUUAUCUCGGAGGUCGAACGAAGUUUGCAUGAUGCGAUUAUGGUCGUCAAGAGGGCGAUCAAAAAUAAUCAAGUUGUUGCAGGAGGCGGUGCUUGUGAGAUGGAAGUCUCGAAAUAUCUACGAGAAGAGUCGAAAUUGAUCCAAGGCAAACAACAGUUAAUGCUAGCAUCAUACGCCAAAUCUCUAGAAUGUAUCCCUCGACAGCUAUGUGACAAUGCUGGACUAGACGCGACGGACAUCUUGAACAAAUUACGGAUGCUCCACGCUCAGGAUCAGAAAUGGAUCGGAGUCAAUCUGGAAGUCGAUCUUGAUCUGGGCGUCGCUGACAAUUAUGAAAAAUUUGUUUGGGAACCCGCGCUGGUGAAGACUAACGCCUUGGAAGGCGCGACUGAAGCCGCUUGUAUGAUCUUAAGUGUUGAUGCGACCGUCCGAAACCCACAAUCUGAGAAACAGAGCGCCGGACCUCAGAUGCCGAGAGGAGCAGCAAGGGGGGCUCUAAGAGGUCGGGGCAGGGGUCGAUAA